Messenger RNA from Anguilla anguilla (European eel), 3908 nucleotides. It is a transcript of the gene angptl2b, whose product is annotated as angiopoietin-like 2b. The coding region runs from base 676 to 2184 and encodes 502 amino acids. Lineage: Eukaryota; Metazoa; Chordata; Actinopteri; Anguilliformes; Anguillidae. The record is from RefSeq and is a predicted model, not a curated record. The transcript is spliced from 5 exons.
AGAGAGAGAGAGAGAGAGAGAGAGAGAGAGGGAGAGAGAGAGAGGCCAAGUCCCGGGCCAGCUUCUUGAGAGAGAAGAGGAAGGGGGGCAAGGUUGAAAAAGACUGACUCUCUGGAGCCGCAAGGCAGAUGUGAUGGACUCUGUGCACAGAAAGUGACAAGAUCCUUCUGUGAAGCAACAGGAAGAAUCCACACCAUGCUGGCACAUCACAGCUUUCUGGACACAACAUACCAUUACGGGAACUAACUAUUCUACAUAAAAACUACUUUCUUUUCUUGCAGCGUGUACCAUUUUUUAAAUGCAUUUUUCAAUUGGAUGUUUGUAAACAUUCAAGAGCUGUACCUCAAACCUCGCAGGGAGUCUACAACUGACCUGGGACUGUGCAACAAGUCUGGCUGCCGCUGCUUUCAGAAACGGAUGAAGGUGUCGGAUGUCUGGAGAGGGAUUCUAACAAUUGACCUCUCUUAAUUGACACAAAGGACGCAGAGUGACAGAGAACAGGGGGAGAAGCGAGGGAGCUGGUGAGAGUGAGAGAGAGACAAGCCGGCUUUUUGAGCUUGUGAUGCCUUUCAUCUAGGAGACACUUAAAUCAUCUCUGCCCGGACGGUCCGGGGAUUGAAAGGGACAGCGGGGGAAACCUAGAUCACCUGGUGAGGUCAGACAAACCCAGUUGCCAUGAUGCGCCCUGCAGUGGUGUUGCCGGUUCUGGUUCUGGUGUUGGCGUCGGCGCGUGGCUCCACGGCAGAGCAGGCGCAGGAGUUCCAGAGCAGCGACGAUGGCCCGGAGCGGGAGUUCCUGUACUCCGGCCGGGACAAGCGGUCGACCGACUCCGCGCAGGCCGACAAGUGCUCAUACACCUUCAUCGUGCCCCAGCAGAAGGUGACGGGGGCCAUCUGCGUCAACUCCAAGGAGCCGGACUCGCUGCUGGAGAACCGGGUCAACAAGCAGGAGCUGGAGCUGCUGAACGGGGAGCUCCUGAAGCAGAAGCGGCAGAUCGAGACGCUCCAGCAGCUGGUGGAGGUGGACGGCGGCAUCGUCAACGAGGUCAAGCUCCUGCGCAAGGAGAGCCGCAACAUGAACUCGCGAGUCACGCAGCUGUACAUGCAGCUGCUGCACGAGAUCAUCCGUAAGCGGGACAACGCGCUGGAGCUCUCCCAGCUGGAGAACCGCAUCCUCAACCACACCUCCGAGAUGCUGCAGCUCACCAACCGCUACAAGGACCUGGAGCACAAGUACCAGCACCUGGCCUCGCUGGCCAGCAACCAGUCCAUCCUCAUCGCCCAGCUGGAGGGGCACUGCCACAGGUCGCCGCCCAUCGCGGUUCGCCCCGUUCCCCAGCCGCCGCUCCCGGCCUCCCCGCCAGUCGUGGCCAGGCCCUUCCAUCCUCCCACCUUCACCCGCCAUAUCAAUCAGAUCACCAACGAGAUCCAGAGUGAUCAGAACCACAAGGCGGUGCCGCCCCCGCUUCCCACGAUGCCGAGCGGCACGCACAGUCCCUCCACCUCGGACAAGCCCUCUGGGCCAUUUAAGGACUGCCUGCAGGCACUGGAGGAGGGUCACACCACCAGCGGGAUGUACCUGGUGAAGCCGGAGAACGCCAACCGGCUGAUGCAGGCAUGGUGUGACCAGAGGCACGACCCCGGCGGCUGGACUGUCAUCCAGAGGAGGCAGGACGGAUCAGUCAACUUCUUCAGGAACUGGGAGACGUACAAGCAAGGAUUUGGGAACAUCGACGGCGAGUAUUGGCUGGGCCUGGACAACAUCUACUGGCUGACCAAUCAGGGGAACUACAAGCUGCUGGUGACGCUGGAGGACUGGUCUGGCAGGAAGGUUUUUGCUGAGUACGCAAGCUUCCGGGUGGAGUCCGAGGCAGAGUUCUACAAGCUGAGGGUGGGCCGCUACCAUGGCAACGCAGGCGACUCCCUCACCUGGCACAACGGGAAGCAGUUCACCACCCUGGACAGGGAUCACGACGUGUACACAGGUAACUGUGCCCAUUACCAAAAAGGCGGUUGGUGGUACAACUCCUGCGCCCACUCCAACCUCAACGGUGUGUGGUACCGCGGAGGGCACUACCGAAGCCGCUAUCAGGACGGGGUCUACUGGGCGGAGUUCCGAGGCGGGGCCUACUCCCUAAAGAAAGUGGUCAUGAUGAUCCGGCCCAACCCCAACACGUUUCAUUAAAAGCCACCACACAAGAGACGAAAACCAAAAGCCGACAGUUUUAAUGUGGCUUUUUCCCCCUCGGUUGACUCAUCAAAAAGUGCAAUCCAUACCGUUUCUGAGCUAUCCAUUGUUGCUUCGUAUUUUCACGUUUUGUUUUUUUUAUGUUUCUUUUUUUGUUGCGAGCAUGUAACUGUAGAUAACAUGGUGUGAAAAAGUGCAAUCACCUUGCUGGGGGUUACAAAGACAAGCACAUUCUCCUGGCUUUAGCGCCCUCUAGCAGGACACCAAGGACAUCUCAGAAAAGAGCAACUACUGUAGGAGAGGUGCUUUUUGAUUGGCUGGGAGGCCUUGCCUGACUUCAGUGGAACACUUCAUACACUUUGACAGCUGAGAGGCAACAGAUAUUCUUUCUUUGCAAUUUUAUUUUUCCCCCCAAUUUUUUUGCUGGGUCCCCCUGGAGUGAGCAGUGUUUGUUUUAUGUAUAAAUGCAAAAGUAAAGCCAUUCUUCCACAACAUUUAAAAAAAAAUCCCUCUGUAAAUCUAAACAAUGUGUGAAAAUCUGAAAUACUUGAGGCAUCAAGAUUUUAAGAGUUUGGUGUUUGCCAACAAAUAACAAGAAGCAAUUUGCAUGCUUUUGUCCCAAAAUAAUAUGCAGUACAGCUUAGCAGUAGCACAGUCCUGAGCCAGCAGUGUUAUUGUGUACUCCUGACAUGUACACUAUUGCGUUACAUAAUUCUUUGGAAAAAGAAAGAAAAAAAAAAACGACACAGGAAGUUGUAUCCAGUGAAGCUUAGUAAGUCUUUAUUUUAAGGGAAGUUAGUUUCUUAGAUACUGCUAAACAGAAUAGUUCUCAUGCUCAUCUGGAUGAUUUGACUAUUUAUUUGGAGAUAUCUAGUGAUUCCAAUGGUUCCUAAAACACAUCUCGAUAUAUAAGUAUCUAUUAGACUAGCCAUUAACCUGCUACAUUAAUCAGUGGAUGAGAGUUGAGUAAUGUCUGCUUUGUAUAACUGUCUUGGAGUGACUCCUGAAAUAGGGUUUGGGGUUAGGCAGCUAUGCUAAAUGCUGCUGAAGCCUAUAUCUUGGAAAAAUGAUAUUCAAUGCCUGUUGGGAUGGCAGAUCAAACAGCAAUCCCAAGAUUUGUCUCAGUACAAAUGCUGCACAAUCAAGCUGAUUAUGUUCUUGGCAAAAGUAUUUUGCUUAGAAAUUUCAACAGGACGUAGCACAGGAUUUUUUUAAAAGAGCGGGCUAAGUUAAUGUCUCUAUAGAAAUCUCUAUAGAAACAAAAAACAGGGCUUUUCAAGCAAAUAUACAAUAUUCAAAUAUUUCAUUGGUAUGGCUUCAAUGGUUGAGGAAACUGGCCAAACUUUCUGGAUUGAAACUGGGCUGACUAUUUAUCAUGAGCAAAGAAAUCAAAUAUUAAUCCUUACGGUCCUCUGUAGCCACUAGCUGACCUCUUUAUUGAAGUAUGAAAACCUUGUGAUAAAGGGUUAACACUCUUACCAGUGGGAAUGUCCAAAAUGGUUCUGUUUCAGUUGGUCACGUUACAACUCAGUCUCAGCAAGCAUCACUCACUGUGAUGCAUUGUAUGUACUGUAUAAAUUAAUUGUUGGUAUCAUGUGGAGAUCCAACAUGUCUUUUUUUGUACAUAAAAGUCAUGUCGAUAAAGUAUUUUGUAAUAUAAUGUAUCAAACCUCCCAUGCAUUACCAGACUGUUGCAAUAAACUAUGUACAGCCACAGUUAA